Messenger RNA from Harpegnathos saltator (Jerdon's jumping ant), 3473 nucleotides. RefSeq lists its product as uncharacterized. NCBI's taxonomy places the organism in Eukaryota, Metazoa, Arthropoda, Insecta, Hymenoptera, Formicidae. The record is from RefSeq and is a predicted model, not a curated record. The transcript is spliced from 7 exons. Bases 201 to 1412 code for a protein of 403 amino acids.
CUGAGACAGGCGACGCGACCGUUUACGCUAAAAAACAACUCGCCCGGUCGAGCGCAAAAAUCACCGUACCGUAAGCAACUAAUCGAGCAAACUAAUUCAGCAUUAAGUUUAUUUUCGAGUGCCGCAUCGCGAACGUGCAUCCCCGAGGUGCGUUGAGACUGGUCGGCGAGGAGUCGUCCCAGUUUCUCCGUACACACAAAAUGAUGAAUAAAUUUAUCCUCGUAUGGUGCCUCUCGUACUUGUACAUCAAAGCUGACGCCGGUAAAACGUCGCGGUACCCCGACGAGUUGCCUGGCGACAGUCAGUGCAGUUUUGACGCCUCACGGAUGUAUAACGUGACAGAUUUCUUGCGAUGCGUAAGCGCGCUCAUGGGCGAUCUUGCGACUCGAGAAGACGCUCGAUCGCUGAGACGGGCGAGCGAGUCGAAUUCGUUGGCCUACCGAGAGAAUCCGUACGUAUCGUCUCUUGUGGAUUUGCUCUCGGGUUUGUUCAACAACGGAUUCCCAUCGAUUAACGAAGGCUUUCCGUUAGGUGCCGUCGCCGCCGACGGUCAGUAUCAAUUAAAUCGGCCGGUUGUACCGGGCGAUCCGUCCGGCCAAUUCGACGGGCUUGGGGUGAAUCUCUAUGAUGCCCUAUCGUCGAUCUCUCGCUACGAUGAUUUCAAAUGCGUGCCCAGAAUGCUCUGCGAAGUAGCAAGCGGACGACCGCCAGGAGAAUACAAGCGUGCAUCGUCGUCGUAUCUGAGCGAUCUCGGGAGAAACGCUCUCGCACAAUUGCUCGUCGGAUUCGACGAGGCGGGAACGUCUCCCGUGCUGAAUUUCGCGCGAGCCGCCGCGCUGGGUUACAGCAGCAGGGGGGAUCCGGCUGCGUGUUACCGCGUGUUCCCGAGGUGUCCGCGUAAUCCCGACAAACUGGUGCAUUACCUGAACAAUCACAACGGCGGAUUCUUCCGGUUCUUCGCCGGGUACCACCAGCAGCAGCCUCACGCGUCGCAAGGCAAUUCGAAAUUCCUUCGAGGGAGGAAACGGAAAGCCCUGCCUCCGGGCUACGCCGGCGCGGUGGCCGAUCGUACCGGAACGGGCAAGCUGAAGUUCGACAUCCCCGUUUUGAGUGCUCAGCGAGAUUACGGGAAAAGCUCCUUCCGAAAGGAAAAUAUAUCGGGGAGCUCGAGGCGGGUGGUGUUCCCGCUUCACGAGGAGCCGUACGACCGCCCGGCGGGAAUCAGGAUCCCGGAAUCCUCGUCAGGAUACGAGAGCACCGACGUGGAGGCGUCCACGUCGCGAAACAGCCCACCGUUCGUCUUCCCGCAGCAAGACUCGGAGGACUCGGAGGACCAAGACGUCCGUGUGUCGCGUUUCGCUGCCCAUCUGUCGGACUCGGAGUCUCGUGGUGAAUUUCGCUUCCCAAGUUAACGCUCUCUCCGUAAGGAAUGACGCUGGAUGAUCCACACAAGGGUGCAAGCAAGGGUUAGCAAGGAAACAGUUAAACUUUCGUCCUUGUGUAGGAAGUGCCUUGUUACUUAUUUUUAUUUAGUUUUCGAAGCGAUCGAUCUUUCUCUUUUCGGGGAGAGGUCAAAGUGAGUUAAUUUAAAUUGCACUAUCCUUCGAUUCCUUACGGAUGCCGCCAGAUACGAAGCAACGAACGAGUAAUCUCCCGAUCUUGUAGCCUCACGUGCUUUACGCCUUACCUCUCGCCGAACCGCCUGAUAUUCGGCAGCCCGAGCAGCUCGACGAGCGAUCGCGUUCGCAUAAGCGCGGGGGAAAAAAUCGCGUCUCCCGUGUUUCUUCCUUUUUUUUUUUAUUUUUAAUACACCGUAUCCGCCCGUUCAGCGUUACAUAGUUAUAUACGUACUUCUCAUCCAUUACAUCGUGUCGUUGACGCGCGCGCGUAGCCCGGCGGAAUAGCGGAAAUUGCCGACUCGACGGGAAAUUCACAGCGUCGAUAUCGAUAGACAAGCAUCGACGUGCACUCUACGUGCCGAAGCAUAUUCUGCCCUCGCUGAUGCAAGGGAUUCGCCCGCAGCACCUUUUCUCGUAAUGGCUGCUCCCGCGUCCCCGUCGAUGUAUAGAUAACAUUAAAAUAGCGCGACGUUGGAAGCAAUUAACAUACAUCGCUGCCUUAGACGGUAGAUAUUAGAGAACGGAGUCACAGUGCGGCGAAUAAAUGAUUAUGAAGGGCUCUCUAUGAUUGGAGUGAGAGAAUGUAGGGAAGAGAAUAAUGAAAGAACCACAAGGACGAUAAGAGAUAUUUCUAUCGUCCUUUUCCUUGUAUUUUUAACAUCGGCAUGUCAGACGAUUCUCGCAGGAUUCUUCGACGAACAUGGCAGAGUCGUCUUGAGAUGCCUUGAAACUUUAAGUAAUCUUCGAUUUGUUAAAAGCAGAAAGAAGAUUUAUUAAAAAUAGAAGAGAAGGAAAUUCUCGAAUAUGCACUCAGCAGCAGAGCGAUGACAGGUAAGCGACCUCAGGUAAACGAUUGUAAAGCUCUCCGAAUAAAAUUGCCGACAAGGAUGGCCUUUUAUAAAAGUGAAAAAAACAUACCAACAGAAACGCAAUUUUCAUUGUGUACAUUACGAAAAUUCCGAAUUUUUUAUCACGUGCACGACAUAUAUAGCAGCAGCUUUUCUCGUAAUGGUCGCUCCCGCGUUCCUUCCGAUGUAUAGGUAACAUUAAAACAGCGCAGAAACGUCGAAAACGAUCAAUAUAUCGCUGCCUUAGACAGCGGGUGGAUAUUAGACAACGAAUCACAGUACGGCGAAUAAGUGAUUAUAAAGGGCUCUGUGAGAGAAUGUAGGAAAAAAGAUAAUAAGAGAACCACACAUGGACGGAGGAUGAGAGAGAUAUUCCUAUCGUCCUUUUCCCUGCAUUUCCAGCAUUCAUUACGCAUAUAAGCCAAGUGCGCGCAAUAGUUGCACGGAAUAAUUCAGCGCGGCGAUACGCGAUUUCCGAGAUUAUGAAUUAUUCUCGAUAUUCGCCCACGAGGAGCUCCGUGCCGUCGAGAUCGCCGCGCGCGCUUGCCGUUGGCAUUCCGCGCGUCGACAUGCGAUCCGCCCUUGAGCGCGGCAAUUUCCGAUCGAUCGGGCGAAUUUCGCUGGAGCACUGGCCGAUCAUGCCAAUGUGUGUGUGUGUGACUUUAUUACCGCCGGCGUUCAGCAAUUUGAGUCCACGUGAGGCCGAAACUCGCUCGGCAGGUGAUGGCUGGCCACCUUCGGCGGGAGAGCGGGUCUUCCCCCGCUCAUUUGGGCUGCGUAGCUCUCCGUCGACUCGUGCUUCUUUUCCGCGCCACAGGUGAGGACAGCGGCACCUUGCGUUUCUCAGGUGCGCGCUCGCAUGUCUGUGGAGAACGGCGUCGAGCGCCGUUCCACCCUCGGAAGGCGGAAGACGUGGGCACACGUGAGCGUGCCGGCAAAUAUAUACCUCGCUGUCGGGUAAUUGCAGACACUUUAUGUUAGAUAUUAAGAGAUUGCAUCGAGAAAU